Molecule: messenger RNA, 4297 nt
Organism: Leptonychotes weddellii (Weddell seal)
Lineage: Eukaryota; Metazoa; Chordata; Mammalia; Carnivora; Phocidae
Source: RefSeq, a predicted model, not a curated record
GCCCGCCCGGACUGUCGCGGCCCGUGGUGGCGACGGCGGCGGCAGCAGCAAAGUUUCCCCGGCGGCGGCCCAGGGGCGCAUCCUCCCGCAACUGUCAAGCGCUGGCGGCGGAAAUGAUGAGGUGCUGGCCAUUUUCCGAGCCCGGGUUUCCUGCCUGAGCCCCGCUCGAGCGAGCUGCGAGCCAGGAGCCGGCGCGUGGGAGAGAACGCGCCCGGGGCGGGGGCCCGCCCGCCCCCUCGGGAUUUCGGGGGGCCGGGGAAGCGCGACGCCAUGGGCAGGCCGGGCCCGGACCCCCUCUCUUUCAGCCUGGCCGCCCCACCUCGGUCUCCGCCAUGAACGGACCCACCCUGCAGCCCUCCUCGGCCUCCUCCGCGUCCUCCCCGUCCUCGUCGGCAGCGUCGUCGCCGUCCCCGCGGGGCUGGAGCGAAUUCUGCGAGCUGCACGCUGUGGCCGCGGCCCGGGAGCUGGCCCGGCAGUACUGGGUCUUCGCGCGCGAGCACCCGCACCACGCGCCGCUGCGCGCCGAGCUCGUGUCGCUGCAGUUCACCGACCUCUUCCAGCGCUACUUCUGCCGCGAGCCAUGGCCCCCCCAAACUUGGGUGUGGCCCCCCCCCCCGUGGGCGGGCCUUGGAGUGGAAGUUCACGCCUGUCCUCACAGACGGUUCAGCCACACUCGGCCACUCUGCGCGAACCAGGGCACCCGCAUCUCAGGAGGGGCUCGAAGUUCAAAGCCCAAGCUACAAGCAGCCUGCUCCAAUAUCCAGGAGGUCCGGCGAUGCACACGCCUCGAGAUGCCAGACAACCUCUACACCUUUGUCCUGAAGGUGAAGGACCGGACGGACAUCAUCUUCGAGGUGGGGGACGAGCAGCAGCUGAACUCCUGGAUGGCUGAGCUCCGGGAGUGCACAGGCCAAGGGUUGGAGAGCACAGACCCAGAGACACAUAUUCCCUCAGCCCUAGAGCCUGGCACAUCCAACUCUCCGAGGGGAAGCACAGAUUCCCUGAACCAAGGUGCUUCUCCUGGGGGGUUGCUGGACCCCGCCUGUCAGAAAACAGAUCACUUCCUGUCCUGCUACCCCUGGUUCCAUGGCCCCAUCUCCCGGGUGAAGGCAGCCCAGCUGGUUCAGCUGCAGGGUCCUGACGCUCACGGAGUGUUCCUGGUACGGCAGAGUGAGACACGGCGUGGAGAGUAUGUGCUCACAUUCAACUUCCAAGGCAUAGCCAAGCACCUACGCCUGUCGCUGACCGAGCGGGGCCAGUGCCGAGUGCAGCAUCUCCACUUCCCCUCCGUCGUGGACAUGCUACGCCACUUCCAGCGCUCCCCCAUCCCGCUCGAGUGCGGUGCUGCCUGUGACGUCCGCUUGUCCAGCUACGUGGUAGUGGUCUCCCAGCCACCAGGUUCCUCCAACACUGUCCUGUUCCCCUUCUCCCUCGCUCACUGGGAUUCGGAGCUGGGCCUUCCCCACCUUAGCUCUUCUGGCUGUCCGCGGGGGCUUGGCCCAGAGGGUCUCCCCGGCCGAUCCUCUCCCCCAGAGCAGAUAUUCCACCUGGUGCCUUCGCCCGAGGAACUGGCCAACAGCCUGCGGCACCUGGAGCCUGAACCUGCCAGUCGAGCCCGGGACUCAGACUACGAAAUGGACUCCUCCUCCCGGAGCCAUCUACGGGCCAUAGACAAUCAGUACACACCUCUCUGACGGGCAGUGAGGAAUCCCAGGCCUCACACAUGCCCCCGAGGAACACAAGCAAGCAGAGAUGUGAACUUGUGAAUGUAACUUUCUUUCCUUCCUUCCAGAGAGAGAUUUCUAACUGCUCAUUCCAGUUUGGAUGUGACCCUUCUAAUAGGCCUGUUAAAGGGCCUCCUGUAUGUUUCAUCAGUCCAUCGAUUGGCUUUCUCCUUAUUGUUUACAGAUGUAGUUCUUGUUCGCAGACGCCACUAAUUCUCGCCCCGAGUCCCCAGGACCGGUCCCCAUCCCUCUUACAGGACAUGGUGGGGUGAGGGCCAGAGCUGGUGGCGGAACCUGGGUUCUCUUUCUCACUGACACUGUCACAGCUGAUGGCAGACUUUCGGGGGGGGGGGGUCGUCAGGAAGCCCAAAACACUAACAAGCCCUGGAUUCUCACAUGGUUUGCCAGUCCACGCGGCAGGUCUGCCGGCACCCACGCCGGAGAUGAACACACCACCCCUGCUUUGCCUCACAGCUUUAGGACAAAGCUCAAAGUUAAAAAUUGUUUUAAACAUUUUACCUCAGAUUAAUUUUUCAAAGGAUUCAGGUUUUGAAACUCAAUUAUUGCUUAUUUCAUUGCACUCUUUAAUAGCUAUGCAAACCCUACUUGACUAGUUCCGGGUCUGAGCCAGCAUGCCUGGCUUCCAUGUUUUUUUCAUCCUCAGGACAGUCACCUGCUGAGUAGCCACUGUCCUUCCUAAAUGUAGAGAAGUGAAGUAUGUCACCCUUUCAGGGAAAUUCAGGCAAUUACUGAAAUAGGAGGGUGGCAAGGAAUAGUUCUACCCUGGUGCCUUAUGAAUAAAAAACUGGAUUCUGGUUUAUAGCCGCUUUCUGGUGAGAGUUAAACUAGUUUAAAGGGUGAGGGAGGGACAAGCAAAAAAGGGAGGAAGGGCUCCUGGGCCCUUUCUUCUGGUAAAUCCUUCACCAACAGGGCUGGCUCAGAGCACCCCCCCCCCCCCGCCCCGCAGGGGCAUCUAAUGGCUUAUAAACUAUCCCACAAGGUUUUAGGCUCAUUCUUGAGCCAAGAUAGGAGCUAGGAAUCUGGUGCCACAGCUAAUGAGAAACUCUAACAGCCCACAAUCAAUCAGUGUUCUGUUCCAGCUGCUUACUACUUCACUUGGUGAGGAAUAUGAGCGCACGUACACACGGGCACACAUCGUCUCCACCGGCCAGGGAUCCUGCAGUCAAAUCUCCAUCUGUACUUGCCUUUCACCAGUAAUACAAUUCACAGGGGAGCUGGCUCCUCCCAGAACUUUCCUGCAGAGGCUCCAAAACAAGGGGGGCAGUGACAGAGUGGAGCCAGCUGCUCCUGGGUGCCAGCAGAGCCUUUCAGUAGAGCCACCAGGCUCACCAAAGUGGCUUCUAGGAAACUGGGAGUUUAGCACAGUUUAUCAUUUAUAGAUACAUCAAUCAGGCUAACUUUAAACCCUGGCCUAAAACUAACUACUGCCUGCCUUAUCUGGGGUGAGGGUUUGGUUUGCACCCUCCAGCCAUUCUCUGUAUUCCCAGAGGUCAGACUUUUGCUUCUAGAAUUUUCUGGGGUUUUUUUUUGGGGGGGGGGGAAGGUGGAGGGGGCAAGCAGUCACCUCUUCACCACUUUAAAAACCAAUGCUCCUGGGUGUUUUCAUAGAUUGUAAAGCAGAUCCGAUCCAGAUUUGUGGUCUUUUUCUAAGGACACUUCUUUCCUUCAUUUUUCUACACAUCAAUCAGGUUUCUCUACGUAAUGAAUGCUAAGUGAAGUGUGAACCAGAGAAGUAAGCACUGUUCUGGAUUUCUCUUAGAGAAAGCUCAUCACGCACGGUCACAGCAUACCCCACACCACCCUCCUGACCCCAGUGUGACCGCUGCUGACAGCAAGAAGCCAAGCCAACAGCCUCCACUGAGAGGCCAGGCUCUGAGUGCCAAAUGGAUAGUAAGCACUGUGAUCCCUCCAGUUAUCUCUAGUGACAGACAACAAGGAUAGCUUGACUGCUCCCAGCACCAUCACUUCCUUCUGUCUUGAAUGAACUUUUACAAACUAACAGUCACCAGCACCAAAGAAUUAAGUCAACUAACCUGCCUUGAAUUUUAGACCAGCAAUCCAUAUGGCUUUAUCUGGUAUAAAUCUUCUGCCUUUGAUCAUUUCUGGACCGUGUAGGAAAAAGGAAUAGCAAUCAUUAAAAUCUUAGGCCAGAGAACACUAUUUUUACAUAACAGUUUCUUAACCUAAAAUCAAGGCCUUGAACUCUUCCCUAAGUGUUGCCUGAGAUUCCUUCAUGCUUUUAAUUCAGGGCUGUGUCUCCUAUCGCAAAUGUCAUGUGAGCUCUAACAUCUCCCACAGGCUUGAGGAACUUGAUAGUAUAUUAUCCACUGCCUCUUAACAAGGACACAUCUGACACCCAGUGUUUGGCUGGAAUAAGCAGCACACUGUAAUGACAACAGUGUAAAUGGAUCCAUUCUAUAUCAUUAUAGGCAGAAGGUAUUUGGCAAAUUUUUAUGUAUUAUGUACUGUACAAGUAACUUAUUCUUGAAUAAUGCAAAUUUUGCUAUAAUGUACAAAUUGCUACACAUGAAUUAAAAAAAAAGUUUUCAGAA